Messenger RNA from Funneliformis caledonium, 276 nucleotides. The record is from the annotation of a GenBank genome assembly. NCBI's taxonomy places the organism in Eukaryota, Fungi, Glomeromycota, Glomeromycetes, Glomerales, Glomeraceae.
AUGAUUAUUGAAUUAUAUAGAAACUAUACUUGGGUUGGUAAAUUUGAACUGAAAAGUAUAACUGUGCCUACACCUUCAAAUACAAGUUUACCAAAUACUUCUUCGACAACUGCUUCGACUUCUCCAAAAACUAUUGAUGGUCAAAAAAAUACGAUUGUUGCUGCAAUAAGUGGAAUUUUAGGUACUACAUUUGUUAUGUUAAUCGGAUUCCUUGGCUAUAAAUGGUAUCAAAAGAGAAAACAAAAUGAAAUUUUGAGGAUCGUCGGCGAGAAAUAA